Messenger RNA from Calypte anna (Anna's hummingbird), 1476 nucleotides. RefSeq names its product integrin subunit beta like 1 (gene ITGBL1). NCBI's taxonomy places the organism in Eukaryota, Metazoa, Chordata, Aves, Apodiformes, Trochilidae. Bases 1 to 1476 code for a protein of 491 amino acids. Gene Ontology annotation, biological process: integrin-mediated signaling pathway; cell adhesion mediated by integrin; cell migration. Gene Ontology annotation, cellular component: integrin complex; cell surface; focal adhesion. Gene Ontology annotation, molecular function: integrin binding; amyloid-beta binding. The record is from RefSeq and is a predicted model, not a curated record. The transcript has 11 exons.
AUGCAUGCACGGAGGCUGCCAGGGCUGGUGGUGAUGCUGCUGGCCACCUCCCUGCCCACCGGUCACCUCGCACCGCCGGCCGGGCCCCUGGCCCUGUGGAAGAGUCUGGGAAGUCCCUCCUGCCGUCUGUCCAGGACUGAGUCAGAGCUCAGGUGCCGUGUCCCCGGGGGGAAGCUGUGCAGUGACAGGGGCAGAUGUGAGUGUGGAGUCUGCAUCUGCCAAGUGACCGAGUCUGGCAAAUACUACGGUCCACUCUGCGAGUGCCAUGACUGGGUGUGUGAGAUCUAUGAUGGGAAGAUCUGUGCAGGCCAUGGGAAGUGUGACUGUGGGAAGUGCCAAUGUGAUGAAGGCUGGUAUGGUGAAGCUUGUCAGUAUCCAACUACUUGCAAUCUUACGUGGAAGAAAAGUAAUGAAAUGUGCAAGAAUUCUCAAGAUAUCAUCUGUUCUGGUGCAGGCACAUGUCAGUGUGGCAGGUGUAAAUGUGCCAACUCAGGAGGAAGUGGACUGGUCUAUGGUAAAUUCUGUGAAUGUGAUGACAGAGAAUGCAUAGAUGAUGAGACAGAAGAGAUUUGUACAGGCCAUGGAAAGUGUUACUGUGGAAACUGUUACUGUGAGGCUGGUUGGCAUGGAGAUAAAUGUGAAUUCCAGUGUGACAUCACGCCCUGGGAGAUCAAAAAAAGAUGCACAUCUCCAGAUGGCAAAAUCUGCAGCAACAGAGGCACAUGUGUGUGUGGGGAAUGCACAUGCCAUGAUGUGGACCCAACUGGUGACUGGGGAGAUAUUCAUGGAGAUACUUGUGAGUGUGAUGAAAGAAACUGCAAAGCAGUGUAUGAUAGAUAUUCUGAUGACUUCUGUUCAGGUCAUGGGCAGUGUAAUUGCGGAAGGUGUGACUGUAAAGAAGGAUGGACUGGGAAGAAGUGUGAACAUCCACGUUCUUGUCCGUUGUCAGUUGAGGAAAGUGCUAAGAAAUGCCAAGGAAAUUCUAAUUUGCCUUGCUCUGGAAGAGGGAGAUGUGAAUGUGGCCAAUGCACUUGUUUCCCUCCAGGAGACAACAGAGUUCAUGGCAAAAACUGUGAAUGUGAUGAUAGGCAGUGUGAAAAUGUUGACGGAGAUGUCUGUGGGGGCCAUGGUAUCUGCUCAUGUGGCCGAUGCAUUUGCCAGGAGGGAUGGUUUGGGAAGUUGUGCCAGCAUUCAAGAGAGUGCAACAUGACUGAGGAGGAGAGCAGAAGUCUCUGCGAGUCAGCGGAUGGCGUGCUGUGCUCUGGGAAAGGUUCCUGCCACUGUGGAAAGUGCAUCUGUUCACCACAGGAAUGGUACAUUUCAGGUGAUUUCUGUGAAUGUGAUGACAGAGACUGUGACAAACACGACGGUCUCAUUUGCACAGGCAAUGGUGUUUGUAGCUGUGGAAACUGUGAGUGCUGGGAAGGAUGGAAUGGAAAUGCUUGUGAAAUCUGGCUGGGGAAAGAAUACCCUUAA